AUGUUGAUCCGUGCGGCUCUCCUCUUGGCCCUAGCCCUAUUGGCCGAGGCCGAUUAUGAUUAUACCGGAAGGGACUAUAUGAAGGACAAGGCUGAAAGGCUGAUUUUCGGAUUAUGGAGGGUAGCUGACGGAAAAAUUGUUCACGACAUGAUUGAUAACGCCCUGGCGGCAGGAUAUCGUACAUUCGACACGGCUCAAGGCUAUGGCAAUGAGGAAUACGUUGGACAGGCUUUCAAAGAACUUCUACCGAAACACAACUUGACCAGGGAAGAUGUUUUUAUCACCACAAAGGUCAAAGAAACAAACCAAGGGCCACUCGCCAAAGGGUCGAUCGAAGAGUCACUGAAGAAGUUGCAAGUUGACUACAUCGAUCUGAUGUUGAUCCAUUGGCCCGGAGCAUUGCCUGAUGAUCCCAAGGACCCGAAGCAUAAUGCCACCAUGCGAAAGCAGACCUGGCAAACUAUGGAAGAGUUCUAUGGGCAAGGUAAACUCAAGGCCAUCGGUGUAUCAAACUUCCUGCAACAUCAUCUAGAAGAUUUGCUCAGCUACGCCAAGGCGUAUGCUUGCAGCACAAGGACGAAGGACAAGGGUAGGGUCAACCCCACCUAUGAUGAGGCCAAGGUGGAGGAGCUGGCUAAGAAAUAUGAGGUGUCGACAAAGACACUUCAGUUCGCUUGGAUUCUCAACCAGGGAAUGAGCGUGCUUACACGUGCCUCAUCACCGGAUCACAUCCGCGCCAAUUUUGGUGCUGAUAAUGUGACAAUGUCGGCGGAAGAUGUGAACUCCCUGAAGACCAAGGAAGUUGGGACCAAGAUCUGUCUGAACCCCGCGGAAGUGAUCUAU
Mesorhabditis spiculigera is the source of this 843-nucleotide messenger RNA. The record is from the annotation of a GenBank genome assembly. NCBI's taxonomy places the organism in Eukaryota, Metazoa, Nematoda, Chromadorea, Rhabditida, Rhabditidae.